GGAUGUAAACAAAGUUACAAUCUGGUGGCACAAGAAAAAUGUCCACACUGGAUGUAAAUUCAGAACCAAAACCUUUACUUUACGACUCGAAAGUGUGUCGUUUGUGUGGGGAAAAGAACGAAAAUGGACGUCCACUGUUUCGGGAAAGUGACGCGAACGGUGAAUGCGCAGUCAGCAGGCUGAUUAAUCAGUAUUUGCCGGUAAAGGUGCACAAUGAUGGUGUUUUACCGCGCUGGAUAUGCCCGGGGUGUCACAUUCAGCUCGAAUCAACGGCACAAUUCUUCGAGAUGAUUCAGAAGGGUCAACAGCAGAUAGAGCUGAUGAAGGAAAGGCAGCAGUCCAUGGCCGGUAAAGGUGCCAGCGUACGUAUGGAUGAUGUCGGUCAGCUGUGCGAUAUUAUGGAUCCGGAGAAGUGGAACGAGCUGUUUGAGAAACCAGGAAUGAUUAGUGCCGAUAAGGAGAGCUUACUCGUGCCGCUAGAACUAUUCGAAUUGGAAGAUUUGUUCAAACCGAUCGAGACUCCACCAAAACCACCGCCAACAGAAGUCCCUCAAAAGGAGGUGGAAAGUGAGAAAGUACCUGAAACGCAACCAGAAACCGCUAAUGAACGGGAGAAAAGCGGGGGCAAAGAUUGGAUCGUAGAGACGGAAGUAACGGCCACAAACCGUGGCCGUGUGAUUGGAUUUGUUCAUCACAAUCACACCAAAACGGACAUCGGCAACCUUGUGCUGGUGGAAGACGCUGCUGGGAAGAAAAAAAUCAGUGCAAAGUUCGUGUGUGACAUUUGCAGCGAAAGUUUUGCCCGAGAGCCACGCUACUUGAAGCAUCGGAAAACUCACAGCAUCUUGUUCGAGUGUUCCGUGUGUUUGCUAAAGUUCGGUUCGAACGGUAAGCUUCUGGUGCAUCAGCAGCAAACCCUGCACAUUGGAAAUGGUAUGGUGGAAGGGUUGCAACUACCGGAGGACAGUAGCUCGAGGCGAGCUCGAGGCGAAAGCUCACGGGAUUCUGGAUGGACGAAGAAUGGAAACGUAAGCCAAAGCGAAACACAGAAGGAAGACAAUGUAUACGCGUGUGAUAGCUGUGAUAACACCUUUGCCGGGUUGAACACGGUUCUGGAGCACGAGGAAUCGGUACACGCACAAGAUAACCGUUCGUUCGUGUGCAUCGAAUGUGGAAAAGCGUUCCGGGAGAAGAAUCUUCUGCACCGGCAUCGUCAAACGCACGUGCAGGAUCGUGCCCACCGGUGUACGGUGUGUGAAGCGGCCUUCAAAACCCGUUCAACCCUUACCAAGCAUGCCCGUUCGCACGAGAACACCAAGCGCUACCAGUGUACGAUCUGCGAGCAGCAGUUCACUUACAAGUCCGGUUUCGAUAAGCACCUGGACUGGCAUAAUGGCGUCAAACGGUUCGAGUGUGAACACUGCUCGAAACGGUUUUCCCAGCGGGGAAAUCUGAAGGAACACCAGCGAAUCCAUUCCGGCGAUAAACCCUUCCAGUGUGGCGUUUGCGAAGCACGGUUCGGGACCAGUUCGCAGCAUCGGGCACACGUAAAACGGCACGAAAAUGUCCGCCCGUACGAAUGCGACAUGUGCGCGAAAACGUUCGUUUUGCGCGAAAACUACAACACCCAUCUACGCCGGCAUCGGAACGAGAAACCGUUCGCUUGCGGUGAUUGUCCGCGCUCGUUCGUUGAACGGUGGGCACUGACGAAACACGUGCGGACGCACACGCAGGAGAAACCGUACAGUUGCAAACAUUGCGGCAAAUCAUUUUCCGAUCCAUCGAAUCUUUCACGGCACGUGAGCUCGGUGCACGAGAAGAAGCUCAAGGAUGGUUUAGAAUCGGUAGAAAAGGAAUCUGUUAGCGGUACAAACGCUGCGGACGAUGCGGAUCGGACGCUUUAUGAUAUAACCAGUGGCGAAGGUACGAACGGCAUCGAUACGCUCGGCGAGGAAGGAAUGCUUACGCUUGAUGGAGCAAUCUACAUGGAACAGCAAUAGAUUAGAUCAUCGGAGCGAAGGGAGAAAAGGUAGGAUCUAUAUUAGCUAGUAAAAUGUCGAAGAUAAAUUAAAAUUAUGUAUAUUCGAAUUCCCAAAAACCAUACGAAAAAAAUUCCAUUUAAAAAAAACAAACUUUGUUUUAAUAAUAUAAAACAGUGGAUUGAGAAAUAGUUAAAUACCAUUUUUUCCCCCAAGGGAUUUAGUAUGU
Anopheles funestus (African malaria mosquito) is the source of this 2208-nucleotide messenger RNA. Its product is annotated as zinc finger protein 883-like. Lineage: Eukaryota; Metazoa; Arthropoda; Insecta; Diptera; Culicidae. Gene Ontology annotation, biological process: regulation of transcription by RNA polymerase II. Gene Ontology annotation, molecular function: RNA polymerase II transcription regulatory region sequence-specific DNA binding; zinc ion binding; DNA-binding transcription factor activity, RNA polymerase II-specific. The record is from RefSeq and is a predicted model, not a curated record. Gene Ontology annotation, cellular component: nucleus. The coding region runs from base 39 to 2000 and encodes 653 amino acids. The transcript is spliced from 2 exons.